AUGAUAGACGAAAAUUUACCUUCAGAACUCUUAUCUAGUAUUUUUAAGAACAUUGAAACAUAUUCUGAUAUAAGUCAAUGUCAACUCGUCUGCAAAAAAUGGUAUUUACCCGCUCAGAAGAGGCUAUAUCAGAAUAUUUUUUUAUUUUCACCAAAAGACGCGAUCAAAUUUUCAAAUACAAUCUUGAAGUCUUCAACAACAUAUUCAAAAUUAGGUUUAUUGGUUCGAAAUGUAACCUUAUUAGAUCGAUGUGCUACUUUUGAAAACUCCUAUGAUAAAGAUCUACCUGAAUGGUUAGAUGCCUUUGUAAAUCAUCUUGCUUUCCUUUGUCCUCAUUUGGAGGCACUAUACUGUGGAAAUAUACAUUUGAAGUCAUUUUGGGAAAAGAUCAAGAAUAUAUUGAGUACUCAUACAUGCUGGCCUCGGUUAACAUAUAUAGAACACCCGCAGACAGUCGAAGCAAACGAAUAUUAUUUGUAUACAGCUAUUGCUGCUCGACAUACUCUCAAAAGUCUCGUACUUCGUGAUAGCUUUGGACCCUUUCAUAAGGUUAAAUAUAGAGAUUUUUUUAGUAGCUGCUUGUCAAAUGUAGGGGACACAUUUGUAAAUUUAGAAACACUCGAAUUACACAAAAUGACUCAGUCACAUGUAGCCCAGUUUGAUCUUAUCCUCAACACUCUACCAUCAACCUUGAAAUCACUGUACAUUAUUAUGGAUUUACCUGAAGUGUAUGUAAUGACAGAGACGCAACAAAGUACUCUAGGACGUAUUUUAAGACGCCGUAAUACAAACCCUGGUAUCUUUAUCACUCUCUCUGAUUGCAAUACCAGUUAUAGUAUUAGUAAUUGGGCAACUCUUCGGCCGCUUGAUAAAAUUACACAAGUUGUCGGUAAGGUUUUACUGCAUAAUAAUGAUUCUUUACUUUAUAUCAUGUAUAAGUUUCCUCAUCUAUACCAUAUUAAUAUGGAACUCCAGCCUGUAAGUCAUUUAAAACAGACUGUUGAGCUUUUACCUUCUCGUAUCUUGCAAUUCUUUAAAUUUGUUACUAAAAUACCUUGCUAUGAUAUCCACUUCUAUAUGGCAAACAUCAAGGACACUGCCACACACAUCUUUAGUGAAUCAUUCUGUGGGAUUGUUCACUUUGGUUUCCAGACCUCUAUCAAACUUCCUAAAAUUCGUAUUCAUAACAAUCCGCAUAACCCCAUGCAACAGGUCUUAAGUAUGAGUUUACCUAUCAUGCAAACGACUAAAAUAAAUGAAUAUAUUCAACAAAUAGAACUGAUCCAACUUUUGGGCAAUCGCUGGUCCUAUUUCAUUUUAUCCUGUGCACCAUUCUUUAAUGAGAGUAACCCCCAUUUAAACCUUUCUCAAAUAUGUGAGCCCUCACUAUUCCAUUUCAUUACAGGAUACUGUAUUGAUCUAGUUUUACAACAUUGUCCUAAUCUCAAAUACUUUGAAUGGAGUCAUUCACAGCUUCUACAAUGUGAUCCUAAAAACCCAUGCAUUAAUUGGUCCAUUCAUACUUUCGCAAUUGCCUCUUCCUGGGUGAAUGAAAGCGUAUUUUAUGGUCUAUCAUAUCGUCUUCAAGGCCUGAAGGACUUGUAUUUAAGUGACUGUCGCUUUAUAUCAGAUAUCGGUAGAUGCAGUCCUUGGCGAAAUAACACAAAUUGUGUCUAUCUCAAUAUGCCAUAUACGACCUUUGAUUGCAUUCAUAUAUUGAAGACAUCAUUUGAUGCUUGCUUUGUAAAGCUAUCCAUGCCUCAUAGUAAUAAACAACAUUUAAUUUUUAUUCAUCAGGAAAGUACAGAGCUAGCUUAUCUUGAUGAAACAGAGUAUCAAAGACUUUCGAAUAUCUAUAAAGGUGCAAUGUAUGUGGAUGUGUAUUGCCGACGUCUUGAAAAGCUCAUCAUUAGAAAUAAGUUUUUUGGUAACAAAACUUUUGAUAUCGAAAAUAUAAUUCCCAAAUAA
This is a messenger RNA of Cokeromyces recurvatus, 1968 nucleotides long. RefSeq lists its product as uncharacterized. The record is from RefSeq and is a predicted model, not a curated record. The coding region runs from base 1 to 1968 and encodes 655 amino acids. The transcript has a single exon. Lineage: Eukaryota; Fungi; Mucoromycota; Mucoromycetes; Mucorales; Mucoraceae. Gene Ontology annotation, molecular function: protein binding.